Molecule: messenger RNA, 2064 nt
Organism: Odocoileus virginianus texanus
Lineage: Eukaryota; Metazoa; Chordata; Mammalia; Artiodactyla; Cervidae
Source: RefSeq, a predicted model, not a curated record
AUGAACAGACAAGUCCGCAAGACAUCUGGCGGCGGGAGCCAGGGCUUCUCAGGCCGCUCUGCCGUGGUCUCUGGCAGUAGCAGGAUGAGCUGUGUGGCCCGCUCUGGGGGAGCCGGCGGAGGGGCCUAUGGGUUCCGGAGUGGAGCAGGCGGCUUUGGCAGUCGCAGCCUCUACAACCUGGGUGGCAAUAAGAGCAUCUCCAUCAGCAUGGCUGGUGGCUCCCGGGCUGGUGGCUUUGGAGGAGGGCGCAGCAGCUGUGUCAGUGGCUUUGGGAGUGGCUACGGAGGUGGUUAUGGAGGUGGCUUUGGUGGUGGCAGAGGAAUGGGAGGUGGUUUUGGAGGAGCUGGUGGCUUUGGUGGGGCUGGUGGUGUACGGUUCCUGGAGCAACAGAACAAGGUCCUGGAGACCAAGUGGAGCCUGCUCCAGCAGCAGGGCACACAUCCCAUCACAGGCACCAACAAUCUCGAGCCCCUUUUUGAGAACUACAUCAACUCCCUGCGGAGCUACCUGGACAGCAUUCUGGGGGAGAGAGGCCGCCUGGACUCAGAGCUGAGGAACAUGCAGGACCUAGUGGAAGACUUUAAGAAGAAAUAUGAGGAUGAGAUCAAUAAGCGCACAGCUGCUGAGAAUGAAUUUGUGACCCUGAAGAAGGAUGUGGAUGCUGCCUAUAUGAACAAGGUGGAGCUUCAGGCCAAAGUGGAUUCCUUAACAGAUGAGAUCAAUUUCUUGACGACACUCUAUGAUAUGGAGCUGUCCCAGAUGCAGAGCCAUGUCAGUGACACAUCGGUGGUCCUGUCCAUGGACAACAACCGCAGCCUGGACCUGGACAGUAUCAUCGCCGAGGUCAAGGCCCAGUAUGAGGAGAUCGCCCAGAGGAGCAAGGCCGAGGCCGAGGCCCUGUACCAGACCAAGUUGGGUGAACUGCAGACCACGGCUGGCAGGCAUGGGGAUGACCUGAAGAGCACCAAGAGUGAGAUCUCGGAGCUCAACCGGAUGAUCCAGAGGCUUCGGGCUGAGAUAGAGAAUGUCAAGAAGCAGAAUGCUAAACUGCAGACGGCCAUUGCUGAAGCUGAGCAGCGUGGGGAACUGGCCCUCAAGGAUGCUAACGCCAAGCUCCAAGAGCUACAGGCCGCCCUUCAGCAGGCCAAGGAUGACCUGGCCCGGCUGCUGCGUGACUACCAGGAGCUGAUGAAUGUCAAGCUGGCCCUGGACGUGGAGAUCGCCACCUACCGCAAGCUGCUGGAGGGCGAGGAGUGCAGGAUGUCUGGAGAGUGCCAGAGUGCUGUUAGCAUCUCCGUGGUCAGCAGCAGCAGCACCACCUCCGCCUCGGCGGGUGGUUUCGGAGGCGGAUACGGCGGUGGCGUUGGCUGGCUUCGGCGGCUUGGCGUUGGCGUGGGAGGCGGCGCAGGCAGCGGCUUCGGCCGGGCCGGCGGUAGCGGCUUCGGCGGCGGCAGCGGGAGUGGCUUUGGCGGCGGCAGUGGCUUCGGCGGCGGCAGCGGCUUUGGCGGAGGUAGCGGAUUCAGCGGCAGCAGCGGAUACGGCGGCGGCAGCAGCAGCGGAUUCGGCUCUGGCUCCGGGGGUCGCUCUGGGGUCAGCGGUGGAGGCUUCAGCUCAGGCAGCAGCCGGGGCGGCAGCGUCAGGUUCUCCCAGUCCUCCCAGCGCACCUCCAGAUAAAAUACCGCGCAGGGCACCGCAGCCGCCCCAGCGCCGCCCAUCGUUCCUAUCCGCUCCUCAGUUCUCAUGUCUGCAGCCUCCUCAGCGCCCUCCCACCCCGCUACCUCUCCCCUCUCCAGUCCCCGCCGGCAGCCGCUUUUUGGGGCUAAAAGACCGGGCCUCUUGUCCUUCAAACAUCCAGAUCCCCGAGUAAGAACGGCCCGGAGACUUUCAGACUCUCUCUCUGGCUCCCGCCUGAGUCUGUGAUUGUCUAGGUGUGGCCCCAGCCACCAUCUUCGCUGCCCUUGGGGCCUCCUCCCGGGGUGGAAUGGUCACCACAGUUCUGAUGUAUAUAACACACAGGUCCCUCUGCCCAUCCGUUCUGUCGCCAAUAAAGUGCAUUGUGUUUAA